Capronia epimyces CBS 606.96 is the source of this 774-nucleotide messenger RNA. RefSeq lists its product as uncharacterized. Bases 1 to 774 code for a protein of 257 amino acids. NCBI's taxonomy places the organism in Eukaryota, Fungi, Ascomycota, Eurotiomycetes, Chaetothyriales, Herpotrichiellaceae. Gene Ontology annotation, cellular component: cytoplasm. Gene Ontology annotation, biological process: folic acid-containing compound metabolic process. Gene Ontology annotation, molecular function: dihydroneopterin aldolase activity. The record is from RefSeq and is a predicted model, not a curated record. The transcript is spliced from 2 exons.
AUGGACAAAAUCAUAUUGAAAAAUCUAAGAUUCGACCUUGCCGUGGGCUUCGAUGCCUGGCGACGGUUCGGCAAGCCCCAGCCCACCUUGAUCACGCUCGAGAUACAGCCAGAAGUGAACUUCGAGGCUGCUGCUGCUCAAGACAAUGUCAAUCUCAGCAUGGAUUAUGGCGCCUUAUACAAGAAGAUCUCUGGCGGUUUGCAAGGAGGAGAAGUUUUCCCGACAGUCCACGCUCUAAUUUCUCGACUGCACACCGUGGUGUACAAUUUUACAAAACUUGAUAUCGACAUUCUGUUUCCCAAGGCCCUCCUGCAGGUGAAUGGCGGAGUAUUAUACCAGUUCCAAGUGGAUAACUCAGGUCCUGGAGUGGCCAUCUCCACCUUGAGUGUGACUGUCAAGCAAAUCGCCUGCAACUGCAUCGUUGGGGUCAAUCCGCACGAACGACUAUACCAUCAAUCAUUAUUCAUUGACGUUACCGUGCCUCUCAUGACCGCUGCUCUUGGCUCCGAGCCACCCGAGGAGCCAUACACGGUAGCAUUGCACGACAUGGUUCGAGAAAUAGUCGAGAAAGUCGACGGUUCAGCGUACCAUACUCUUGAAGCACUGGCCACCGCUGUGGCUCAAAUUGUGACAAUCAACUAUGGCCACAAGGCUGUCAAGAUUCGUAUUGAGAAGCCCAGCGCCAUCGCUACGAUCGAGGCCGCUGCCGUGGAAAUCACUCGUACCAAAACUUUCUUCGAGAACAAGGAUUUCUGGAAAGUCAAGCGCCCUUAA